This is a messenger RNA of Neurospora tetraspora, 658 nucleotides long. RefSeq lists its product as uncharacterized. Bases 190 to 558 code for a protein of 122 amino acids. NCBI's taxonomy places the organism in Eukaryota, Fungi, Ascomycota, Sordariomycetes, Sordariales, Sordariaceae. The record is from RefSeq and is a predicted model, not a curated record. The transcript has a single exon.
AUGCGUGCUGUUCGGUGAGAUGGCCUUGUGCGACGAAGGUGACAAAUGAUCUCGUAGUGGUUAACAUACGAAUGCUAAAGCCAUCAUGAUCAGUUGAUAACAACUAAGCUGGCUUAAUAAACACGCCGCGGGUACCUUGAUCGAUGUUGAACGGAGGUUUUUUUGAUGGCAUAGCCGUGAGGACGAAGAAUGUCUUGGACCCUGGCUUCCUGGCUCUCCACACUGUUCAUGACAUGUUUAUCAGGACUUUCAUGGGUCAAGUCCGAGGUCAUGACGAUAUGCUGCCGGUCGUCUACUUGCCAGUCGUAUCCCUGGCAAACCACAGGGACAUGGGGUAGAAUUAGGCACCACUUUAGGGAAUGGAAUCCGAACAAUACCAUUUGUGUGGCUGUUACCGAGCUGCAGGCCAGUCCAUCCGAAGCCUCACAGUGGCCUCGUUACAAUGUCCCACAGCAGUCGCACCAAGGGGCCUUUUGCACGACCGGCAUCAGGAUGAGCCUCCACCGGCUCUCUAUGGUUAUCUGGCUGCCUGGUGACGGAGCAAGCGAGGCAAGGUAAGGUACCUCUUGUAGUUGUUUGGCCGAAAAGCUUCCAGAAGGCGCGGAAGAAGGAGGGGCCUUUGUUGCGCCAGACUCAGAGUGACCGGGAACGGCACCAG